Messenger RNA from Symsagittifera roscoffensis, 1276 nucleotides. RefSeq lists its product as uncharacterized. Lineage: Eukaryota; Metazoa; Xenacoelomorpha; Acoela; Convolutidae. The transcript is spliced from 5 exons. The record is from RefSeq and is a predicted model, not a curated record. The coding region runs from base 151 to 1122 and encodes 323 amino acids.
UGUUUGUCGAUCAAUAUUUUGUUGUUUUCCUCACGACCGUCGAGAAUGUCCAUCAAAAAUGCAUUGAAAGUAGAUUUAAGGUAAUUGUUGACAUCACAUCAGAAUCUUGUUAUUUUUCAGAUCUGCAUUGAAAUAAAACCGACUCUGCAAAUGGAAGAAGACGAUUUCUUUGCCCCUCGGAAGAGAAAAAGACCAAAUGCCACUGCAUACUUGGAGGACCCAGGAUUCGAUCUUAUAGAUGAUCUAGAGGCACCUAUCAAAACUAAAAGGGAGAAGAAGUCAAAAGCCGAAAAGAAGUCAAAAGCCGAAAAGAAAUCAUUAGCUAAGAAAGACAAGUCUAACAAAGCUGCAAAAGAAGCACCCGCUAAAGAAAUCGAAGCUGAGAAACAGAUGUCAGAUGCUGGAGUCCUGGACAUUCCGGAAUGUUCAGUUGAGUCCCCCUUUGAAAACCUUCUGAAAGAGAAGAAAAAAGCCAGACAAAAGAAAGAAGUUUCGAAAAAGAAAAAAUCGAAAGACAAAUCUUUUGCACUUGCAAGUGAUGAUGAUACCGUUGCAAUUGAAGCUUUGAUUUUGAAAAAUGAAAAGAUUGUCAGCGACGGAGAGAAGAGUGGCAGUCAACCUAGCUUGUCAGAUACGCUCAUUGCUUCUGAAUCGCAAGAGUCAUUGAAUUUAAGCGCGGCUUCAUGCGACGAAAAUAACUCUCCACUUGGAAAUCAACGAAGGGACCAAUUUUUGAUCAAUCGAGGAAGGCUCAAAAUGCCGGAGGAAAAGGAAUCAAACCUGAAAACAAUGAUUGAUAAAACAUCGGGGGCUUCAAGCGGUUUGACAUUAAUGACCGAAAACUUGGACAUAGGAUCAUCUAGUUCUAAAGUAUCCAGCUUAGUGGGACUGGAAACACCUGAGCUGCGCUGUGACUAUUCAGAUAAAGUACCUAAUUUGUGUUCUAAUCGAAGUUUCAAUUCAAGCAAUACCAGUGAAGAUAAGAGUUCAUCCUUGUUGUCGAAAAACAUCUCGAAGAAGUCGUUCGAUCAAUUUGGAAGAAGAAACUUCAGACUUGGUCUUUCGAGAUCCACAAAAACUCUAACACCACUUCACAAAAACAUGAAAAUUUCACAAUUUUGAGAUUUUACAGAAAAACAUGCGGUAAAGUUUCUAUAUGCUGGCAAUCAACUGAUUCUGGCUGAACGUGUUUUUGCUUGAAAUAAAUUAGCUACUUAGGUAGAUAUAAAUUUUUUGUUGUUCAGAUAAUGUUCAGUUUAAUUUAUUUCCCGGAAUA